GAGGUCCAAAGUGUUCCACCUACUAUUAUUGAAGCGACUCCCACAAGACCUCAACCACAAGCCUCAAGUUCCCAACAAGUUCUCCCCACCCAAUCCCAACCCGUCCAUCCACUCCAAACAGUUCUACACCAAAGCAGUGGGAUGAACUUAUCAUCUAUCCAAGACCCAAGUUCGAUAGAAUACCAAAGGAUAAGGAAAGCUAAGACGACCUUGACGGCUAUUCGAUUACAAUCAGGUGAAGAAGAAGCUAAGGAAGUUUAUGCUGGCUUUCAGUUGAUGGUCGUUUAUGAAUUGAUCGGGAUCCUUUCUACUGAGCUUUGGAGUGGGGUUUAUUCAAAGUAUUUGGAUGAUACCCAGAGGGAUGGUAGGGUUGGUUUGGCUAGUGGGAGUGGGAGUGGGAAUGCGGAUGCGAAUGCGGAUUUGAUGGUUACUGAUGCUACUGGGAACGGGAUUGGGAAUGGAAAUUCAAGUGGGAAUUUAAAUUCAAAUCAAAAUAAUCCUUAAUCUCAUUCUUUUUGAAAUCCGAAAAAGUUCAAAAAUCAUGCAAAUUUCUUGAAAUUCUUCUUGAUUUGGAUUGGUUUGGUUUGAUUGAUUUUUUAAAAAGAUUUCUCUUCGUUGUAAUGUUGUUGUUUUUUCUUUCUGAUUCAGUUUUUUGAUAUAUUUACUUGUGAAAAAUGUGUGUAUGUUUUUUUUGAAAGAUGAACUUGUUUGAAUGAAAGAAAAGAGAAAAAGAGAAAAAGAGAAAAAGAGAAAAAAAAUGUAUGACAUGUGUAUGAAAAUUGGAUGAACUAUUUUGGAUUUUAAACGAUUUUUUUCAACUUUUUGAUGUUUUUAUUACUUUUAUUUAUUUUGUGAUAUAUGAUUACUGAGUAAUGAUUUAUGAUUUAUGAUUUAUGAUGUACUUGAAUAAAUCCAAGUUGGUUAAUGAAA
Melampsora larici-populina 98AG31 is the source of this 930-nucleotide messenger RNA. RefSeq lists its product as uncharacterized. NCBI's taxonomy places the organism in Eukaryota, Fungi, Basidiomycota, Pucciniomycetes, Pucciniales, Melampsoraceae. The transcript is spliced from 2 exons. The record is from RefSeq and is a predicted model, not a curated record. The coding region runs from base 142 to 504 and encodes 120 amino acids.